GAGGCCGCCAAUCGACGGAGAAGCAAAGGCGGCCACGGAAGCAUGCAGGCCGUCGCCGCCAACUUUUUAUAUCUACGCACUACCGCCGCCUCGCGGGCUAGACAAGCCAAUUCCUCUUCCUCUGAUCGAGGAGAGAGAGAGAGAGAGAGAGAGAGAGAGAGAGAGAGAGAGAGCCUCGCUUUCGCCUCGUCGUCUUCGCUUUGGAGGACGAUUCGUUGCAGUCCAGCUGGAUAAGAAGCGCUGCAUAGUCGUUGAUCCUAAAAAAGAAUAUGGGUCUCCUGGAGCUCUUCAUCACAGCAUGUGUGCCGGUCUUCAACAUGCUUUUGGUAACUGGUGUUGGGUCGUUCCUAGCAAGUGAUUUUGCUGGUAUAUUGGGAAAAGAAGCAAGAAAACAUUUAAACAGUAUAGUAUUUUAUGUAUUCAAUCCAUCCCUUGUUUCAAUAUAUUUGGCAAAAACAAUCACCAUGGAAAGCUUCACUAAAUUGUGGUUCAUGCCAGUGAAUAUUCUUCUCAUUUUUAUCUUCGGUCUAAUCUUCGGGUGGAUCGUGAUACAAGUCACCAGAGCACCUGCAAAGCUAAGAGGCCUCAUUCUGGGUUGUUGUUCUGCUGGCAAUUGGGGCAAUAUUUUUCUUAUCGUCAUUCCAGCUCUUUGCAAAGAGAAGGGAAGCCCUUUUGGAGCACCUGAUGUUUGUCAGACUUAUGGUCUAUCAUAUUCUUCGCUCUCGAUGGCUAUUGGUGCCGUGUUUCUGUGGACGAUUGUGUACAAUAUCGUGCGUGCCACAUCAAAAGUGACUGAAGGAGAUGGCGAUGCUCAAUCAAAUCAGACAAAAGUGUCGAUUUCAGGAAGUGCUACAGGAACAUUUUCAGAAGAGAAUUGCUCAAACUCGAAUGAUCAUACGAACGAAAGCACGCUGCCGUUGAUAUCCAAGAACAUGCCUCCCAACAAAUAUAAGAUCCCACUGUCAGAGAGAGCAAGGAUUUUUUUCUCACGGAUUUCUGGAACAGUUGACCUCAAGAAAUUGUUUGCUCCUUCAACCAUUGCAGUGAUAGUCGGGUUUAUAAUUGGAGGAACACCUCUAAUUAGAAAUACUAUAAUCGGAGAAAAUGCCCCUCUUCGUGUGCUCCAGGAAUCAGCUGAACUGAUAGGUGGAGGUGCGAUUCCAUCGGUCACACUGAUAAUGGGAGGAAACCUUCUCAAUGGAGUACGAGGUGGAGCAAGUGUCCCGCCGUCGAUCAUACUAGGCGUCAUCGUUGUCAGAUACAUUCUGCUCCCUCUGCUAGGCACCGGGCUGGUCAAGGGAGCAGUCCGUCUCGGCCUCAUCCAGCCAGACCCCCUGUACCAGUUCAUCCUCCUGCUGCAGUACGCCGUUCCACCUGCGAUGAACAUCGGGACUAUAAUGCAGCUGUUUGGCGUGGGGGAGAGCGAGUGCUCCGUGAUCUUCGUCUGGCUGUACGCGCUCGCGUCCGUCGCCGUGACCGUCUGGUCCGCGUUCUUCAUGUGGACGCUGUCGACGUGAGCUUGCUGCAGCAGAAAGGCGAGGCCGAAGCGUAGUAUUGUCCCUUUAUAUCGCAUCGUCUUGCUGAGAAUAAAUCAAUUAAUCGAUCUGGACGGACCCUCGCAGCACGUACCGCCGGCCGGGGAAAUGUAACUUUUGAAUGUUGUUAUCUAAUGCGUCUUAUUAUC
Messenger RNA from Phragmites australis (common reed), 1684 nucleotides. Its product is annotated as protein PIN-LIKES 3-like. Gene Ontology annotation, biological process: endoplasmic reticulum to cytosol auxin transport. Bases 270 to 1517 code for a protein of 415 amino acids. Gene Ontology annotation, cellular component: membrane. NCBI's taxonomy places the organism in Eukaryota, Viridiplantae, Streptophyta, Magnoliopsida, Poales, Poaceae. The record is from RefSeq and is a predicted model, not a curated record. The transcript has 11 exons.